Molecule: messenger RNA, 6317 nt
Organism: Acanthaster planci (crown-of-thorns starfish)
Lineage: Eukaryota; Metazoa; Echinodermata; Asteroidea; Valvatida; Acanthasteridae
Product: polypeptide N-acetylgalactosaminyltransferase 1-like
Biological process (GO): protein O-linked glycosylation
Cellular component (GO): Golgi apparatus
Molecular function (GO): polypeptide N-acetylgalactosaminyltransferase activity
Source: RefSeq, a predicted model, not a curated record
AUUCAUUUCUCUCGGCAGUGGUAUUAGUGAUAUCCACCUGCUAUGUGAAAGCUUGGUAAAAGUCGAAGUCAUUGGGGGAGUCAACUGGGCCAUGCAGCUUAAGUUUGAACCUCUCUGCAAAUGAGAGAAGAAAUCGAGUCAACUUUCAUAUUCAAGACCCAGCCACCAGUAGUCUUUCUCAGUUGGUUCGAACAAGUCUAACCUCGUGCUCAAACCACAGAGCAAGGAACAGACAUAUACAUGUAAUGACACCCGACAUGCACGCGCAGGGGCCGAUGUGAUCACCCUGCAGCUCAAAUCUGAUUACUGAAUCCUGACUAGCGCAGGCAGCCCCCGUCAGAAGCGUUUAGUUCGGGUGGCCUGGGCCAUCUCGUGCAGGGUCUGUUCUGGCGGUGGGAUUUGGCGGUGGACUUUAUCGACGGCCCAACAGCUUGCUUCAUUUCCUUGGCUGCUCCCCGCUGAUCAGAUGCUCAUUAUAGUGAACUCGAUUUUUUUUCCUUGGGGAAGAGGCCAGAGUUCGAAAGAAUACUAGACGUACCGUCAGGCAUAUUGUGCACAUAGACCAUCGUAGUUCAGAGUUCAACUGUUUGUUCAAGCUUCAAGGAGCAAUGGGGAAUGUGGCAACAGACCUGGGGUGCGUUUUCCAAGCUUAGUGUCUGUUGAAUUUCCUUCCUUUUAUUCCGAUGAAAAGUUUGAAUAUACUUUUAAUCAUCUGUUUCCGUCGAAGAAAUUCAAGUCCCCAUAAACGUCACAACCAGUGACGUCCAGUAUCCAUUUUUUCCCUGACGAAGACUGGAAACAAAACCUCGUCAUCAAGUUCAGACACUCGUUUUCACUUCUAAUCAGUUACCGUCUUUUUUUACAAAUCGUAAGCUUUCUGGAGCUUCUUUUAUUAAAGCUUUCUCGGUACAAAACAUGGAGUCGACGUACUUAACCAUUGCGGAUAAAUAUGUACUUGCGUGUUGAGGCAUGGUUGAGGCUACCUUGAGGUUAUUCCCCUCCGCCGCGUUCGAUGGCGGUUGCCGGAUUACUAGAUACAAACUCGUCACUUUCUGUAAAAUCUGACCUGCUUGGGUGAUUCAGCCUUCAUUUCUCAAACCACUCCUCUUUCCGCGACGAUGGAUUUUUUUCCGUUGAGGGGAAAUUAUGCAAUCUGUUUGAGGCCGGACUUGUCCUUAUGACUUCCGGCUAUCCUCAGCAAACCGAUUACGCUGGGAACCGACUCCACGCUCCCUUGACAUCCCGUCGCACUGAUGGCAUCAUGUGAUUUCGCGUACAACAGUCCCUCACGGAGGAAGUCCCUAUAGACGCCGGGGAAUAAGUGCAGUUGCGCAGCGCGCGGUGUCUCCAUUCCAUAUGGGGUAGGCCAAUGCAAGGCUGGGACGGUGCCGCCCGGCUGCAAAAACUGGAGCAGAGCAUGCAGCGCUCAUGCCUUGGCCCGUGCACGUGACUGCGGGGAGCGCAACCCAACAACGCGCAGCUCUCCGCACAAUGGUCCAAUCUUGAGCUGAUGUCAGAUACAAACUACACGGUCGAGGGGCAGUGCUACUGAAAACAUUAAGGGAACAGCGAGGCGCACAUCCAGGUUAAACCACAGCUCGUGAAGAAGAUGAGGAGGAAAUGGCUCCACUGUUCCUGCAUCAACCUUCUUCUGUUCAUCCCCAUCUGCUGGGUACCCCUCCUCCUUUACCUGCGCCUCGGCUCUCAAACUGGAGGUGAAGCAAAUCUGCGUCUCGUUGGUUUCAAAACCAGGGACGGGUUCUCUCCUUUGAACGAGGCCCGGCGCGUUGGUAUACACGCAGGCAGAGGCGGUGGUGCUCGCAGACACAAUGCAAAGUCACUCGGGAGUAUUCCGGAGAGUAUCGCGGGCAAGAUCGGACCCCUCGUUGGGCGUGAUUUCCACCGAGCAGACGACGCCGAUACAAAGUGGCGGGAAUUGGACUUGGCCAAAGGGAAAGAUAUGCAUGGCAACGAGCCAGAUGUGGUGAGGCUCACAGUAAGCAGGAAAUUAAGGCGAAAGCCGGAAAACUUGGAGAACGAGAAUGUCAGAAAAUCUUAUUCAACCAGAACGUUUGGAUCGCCUGAAAAAAAUGGUACUUUGGAAUUGCAUUUGCUUGGCGAAAAACGUGGACAUUUAACAGAUGCGGAAAAGAUUCCCCUCAGUGUCUAUGGCAACGGGACUUUACCAUUUCGGCAAACAGGGUAUAGAUGGCGAGAUGAUGGGCCUGGAGAAUCGGGUAAACCGGUUUAUCUGUCACCGAAAGAGCAGCAAGUGGCAAAUGCUACCUUUAGCAUCAACCAGUUUAACCUUUUGGUUAGUCAUCAGAUCGCCCUAAACCGUACGUUACCAGACGUUAGACCUCCCAGAUGCCGCAUUUUAAGGUACCCAAAGAAUCUACCCACGACCAGUGUUAUCAUCGUGUUUCACAACGAGGCCUGGAGCACGUUGCUUCGCACCGUCACCAGCGUCAUCAACCGGUCCUCCCGGGAGCUGGUGAAGGAAAUCGUUCUGGUGGAUGAUGCCAGCGAACCCAAGUUCGAUUGGCUGCAAAAACCGCUCGAGAAGUACGUAGCCGGUCUCCCGGUCUCUGUCAAGGUGGAGCGUCUGAAAUCGCGGCAAGGAAUAGUGGCGGCCCGUCAUCUGGGCGUGUCUGUGUCCAAGGGGGAGGUGCUGACAUUUCUGGAUUCACACUGCGAAUGCACCAAGGGUUGGUUGGAACCGUUGCUGGAGAGGAUUGCAAGAGACAGGACACGCGUCACCAGUCCCGUCAUCGACUCCAUCAGUGACACCACCUUCGAGUAUAGCGCCGCCCCCGGCCUGCCGUUGAUCGGCGGUUUUUCCUGGCUGCCGGAGUUCACGUGGACCGGGGUGCCCUUGCGGGAACAGCGGCGGGUCAAUUACGAUAUCCACCUGCCGCUCAGGACGCCUACCAUGGCGGGCGGGCUUUUCGCCAUCCACCGUGAUUUCUUUCGCCGUCUCGGCGGCUACGACACUGGCAUGAGGAUCUGGGGCGGAGAGAAUCUGCAACUCUCCUUCAAGGUUUGGCAAUGUGGGGGUUCGUUGGAGAUCGUGCCUUGCUCUCACGUGGGUCACGUCUUCCGAUCCACCACCCCCUACGACUUCCCCGAGGGUGCCGAGACCACCGUCCUACGAAACAACCGACGAUUCCUGGAGGUGUGGGCCGAUGCCUACACGCGAGAGGUUCUGUACGCCAUGACGCCGGCCUACCGAGGCGUGGACUACGGGGACGUGAGCGGGGAGAUCGCCCUCCGGGACCGCCUAGGCUGCAAGGGGUUCCAAUGGUACCUUGACGCGGUCUACCCAGAACAUACUCUGCCCUUGAAAUUCAGCGUGCUUGGCGCGAUUAAAAACCUCGGUGUCAACAUGUGUCUAGACGGCAUUGCUUCAAGGAAGGAUGGAAGGAGAGAUGUGGACAUAGACGCAGCCUUGGAAUUGUGUCAGGGCAGCGGGCCAGGUCAGGUGUUCGCUUACAAUUCAAGAAACCAACUACAACAUGACCGUCAAUGCCUGACUGCCGUAGAGGGCACUAAAGCGGCUCAGCUGCGGUUCUGCAUUGGUGACGAAGCGAGAAAUGCAAAUCAACGAUGGGUAUACAACAGCAAGGGGAUGACCAUCGUCAACGUGAGCACAAAAAACUGUCUGGAUGUAAAGCCCUCGGAGGCUGACGACGAUAUUUUCUUGGCAACUAUGAAUGAGUGUGAUGGCGCCCUCUCGCAGCAAUGGACAAUGCACAACAUAACCAUACGUGGAUUCAGUUGACGGAUGUGGAACAAUCGCCGCCAGCCGUGACUCAAAUUGCCCCGCCGGGAGAGGGAUUCAGUUUACAACCCUGACCCCUUCCAACACGCGGACACACUGUCGGCCGAUAACAGAGAUCGAGUAGUGUUUCCGAUGUUGCACUGUGAUGCCUUCAUGUGUGGGGGCCUGGACCGCCCUGUCCGGAUUUCGACAGCAUCAGUGACUUCAUUCACGCUGGCGGGGAGGGGGGGUCACAAAGUUCGACCUUCAGAAAGCCGGAAGCAGAGGAAGAGGGCUGAACCCACAGUACGUUAGAGGGUACUGUUCCUUAUCAUGAAAACGGUAUUUGUAUAUAUCAGGGCCAGUGCACACGUACAGGUACAUAUAGGCCUAGAACAUCCCCUCGAUUGACGCCAUGGGCACCAAUUCCCCACCCCCCCUGUCCAUUUAGGCCUACGUAGGUCACCAGUAGCCUAAGCGUGCUUUACACAACAAGGAGGUUCGCCCCGGAACUUUAACUCGCCGCGGCAAGAUCUUGUAACUCGCCGCGGCGACACAAAUUCAACGAUUUAACUCGCCGCGGCGACCUAGACAUUCAACGAUUUAACUCACCGCGGCAAGAUCUUGUAACUCGCCGCAGCGACAUACAAAUUCAACGAUUUAACUCGCCGCGGCAAGAUCUUGCAACUCGCCGCGGCGACAUAAGCAUUCAACGAUUUAGCUCACCGCGACAAGAUCUUUUAACUCGCCGCGGCGACAUAGACAUUCAACGAUUUAACUCGCCGCGGCGAGAUAGUAACUCCAUUUUUUUUUGGCAAGUGGCCCUGAUGCGCUUCUGUCUGUUCGGCAUCCUGGCAAAAAGGGUAAUUCCACGCAGUAUUGGGAAUCGCUCGCACUGUUAUCAAUUCCUGUAGAGUUGUUAUUCCCUCACAAAAAAAUAAAUAAAUAAAUAAAAUGAAAGCGUGGAAAUAAAGGAUAGGCCUACAACGAUAUUGUGACCACUAUUAACUUCCAUUAAGCAAGAUUCUUUUCAAGGCCUAUAAUUCAGAAGUUCUAGCGACUUCACUUUGCAAAGCUGAGUCACAAACACGACUUUUUUAAAACCAUCAUCAACCUACAAGUUCUAUUCAGCGUUCAAGAAAAAAAGAAGAAAAUUUGCUCAAAAUAAACUUGUAUUGGCUUGCAAAAUAUGUCCCAUGUAUGGAAAAACACGUCAGGACUAGGACAAUGCCCAUUUGACGUAUUCUGUACGAUCUGGUCAACAAACCAAGCGCGUAGGCAAUUUACUAAAUACUGACAUUCUGAUUACAUGCCAAGAGCAGAACAUUGAGUUUAGACAGCCGCGGGGUCGAAAUUCGGCCUUUCCUUCACAGACUCCUCGGAAAUCCAGAGAUGACAUUAAAACAGCAGUCCCACGCAGUGACGCGGGGGAAAACCUCCUAGCUAGAGGGCCAACUUCACGUUAGAUAAAAAUCCACUAAAAUCGAAGUUUCUGAUAAAAAGAGUAGCUUUAUUUGUGUUUCCAAUACUGCCACUGGAACCAAUCGUACGGUGGACAACCAUUCGGUGUUUAAACUACGGUUUUUGAUUGGCCAAGUCCAUCGUACAUGUACCUAGUACUGUGCAUCCGUAUUCAACAUAACUGCAAUUUUUGUUGGUUUGUGGUAGUUGGUUUGUGGUAGUUUUACGUAGAACGCAAUAUAUUUUACACAAUUAAGUAGACUUAUACACUAUAAUCACUUUAUGAGAAUAAACAGAAAAACUGAAAGAGAAGUAAACGAAAAAACAAAUCUUACAAUCACAAAAUAAAUCUUUAAAUUACGGCAAAAAACGUGAAAGACAAUUUGGCUUAGAAGAUAGAAUAGACAGCCCUACAGACAUUUUAUUUGUUUGCAAACACAGAAAGCCAUUUUGUAUGGGCGGUCAAACUUCGCAAAAAGUUCACCAUCAUAGUUUACAACGACGUGUGCCUCAAAUGCACAUUUGCUAUAUCGGUGGCAUCAAGGGAGGCAUUCCCUGACAGUGUUAUAACAUUUACAUGAGAUUUUGUCGACACUUUGAGAACUACUCCUUUGGCAUUGAGCUCACGGCCAACCUGACUGGUUGGCAAAAUGCGCUUGUGACCAGAGGCAAAAGAAAUGCCGAAGUGAAGCGUGACUGUACAGGAACCGUAGACAAAUGGGCUUAUUUAGCCUUCGGGCGCUGAUCGUGGUAAGAUGUGUCCACAGCAUCUGAGCAACAGUUGGCAAAAUUUAUUCAUAAUUUAUCUUGUUUAAAUUCAAACGUGAAAAGUGCAUCGCAUAAUUGCAGAACGGGCCUCAGAAAGCUCUCACAUCAGUUCCCUCUUCCCUUAUCCUUACAUUCUAAACUCCUGAUCCUACCAAACACAAAGUGCAAUCUACAUUCAAAUUAAUUGGAAAAACUGUCCUUUGCACCAGAUAGUCCUUAUAUAAGAUAAAUGAGGGAAAAUCGCUCGCAAAAUUAAAACCGAACUAAAUUGAGUUGAAAACGAAUGAAAUACUACCAUAAACAAAAAUGACACAAAAAAAAAAAAAAA